AUGGAUGCGUGCGGAGGCUGUCCUCAAUUGCCAUCUUCACGAGUAUACAAUCGUCGGAAAGCGAUACCAAGCCGACCAUCAGUCAGUAUUGUGAUGAUGAAUGUCAACUACGUUCUCGUUCUUCUCGUUCUUGUCGCCGUCGUUGCACUUUCGGAUCAGGCGGAUUCUGAUGCCCAGUAUCGGAAAGACUUGAAGCAAAUAAAUUACUACAACUGGUUACUUCACCGUCAUCGAACUGAGAAGCAGAAAAUUGAGAAAACCAACAAGUGGGUUAUCAGAAGAAAACAUCAAAAAAAGAUGGCAGAUUCUCCUGAUAUUUUUGUUUCCAGUGACAUCAAAAAGGCACGUCUCGCUAAACUGCAAGAAAUAUUGGACACACCAGCUCCACAUAAUGUAACCCUAAUUGCAUUAGAAUCGGAUUUCGGAAAACUUCGUCACUUUGUGCACCCAGUUGGAAACAAACCAGUCACCGAGAAUGCAGCCGAACUUAUGUCAAUCAUUUCUCCACAGAACAGACAAGCAAGAGGACAACACGAUGCAGCUGGUAAACAAGAAGGACUUGUGGAGUUUCAACUAUCCGAAAGAGAAUACCAGAAGUUCUCUAAAUUUUUGUCUAACAGAACUAUAAAGAAAAAGUUUGUCUAG
Messenger RNA from Caenorhabditis briggsae, 645 nucleotides. The transcript is spliced from 3 exons. The coding region runs from base 1 to 645 and encodes 214 amino acids. The record is from RefSeq and is a predicted model, not a curated record. Lineage: Eukaryota; Metazoa; Nematoda; Chromadorea; Rhabditida; Rhabditidae.